Messenger RNA from Yamadazyma jaroonii, 2229 nucleotides. The record is from the annotation of a GenBank genome assembly. Lineage: Eukaryota; Fungi; Ascomycota; Pichiomycetes; Serinales; Debaryomycetaceae.
AUGACUGAGUUGUAUUUCAUGCGGCAUGGUCAGAGAAUAGACCAUGCAUUAGAGUUAGAUGCAAAUGCUAAACCCAUGUUUGAAGAUUAUAAACCUUAUGAUCCAUCAUUAGCCAUUUCUGCCCAAGAUCAAAUAGAAGAAUGCUGUGAUGAUAUAGUUGAAAGUACCAAAGCUUUCAAACCAAAGACUUCAGAAACUUUGAAGAAAAAUAUUUUCAUCCAUUUCUCCCCUUACUUGAGAUGUUGUCAAACUGCCGACUUAUUAAUCACUUAUUUGAAACCAAAAUUUGAAGCUAAGUAUCCUAACUAUAAGAUAAGAUUUCAAUUAUUAGGAGAUUUCGCUUUAAGUGAAUGGAUCCAUGAUAAGAUGAAAAAUAAGCCCCCUUUCAUUGAUUCUAAUGAUGCUUAUCAGAUGUAUACUCCUAAUAUCAAAUUAUUGAAAAAUCGAUCUGCUUGUUCUAAUUUUAGACCUUGUGUAACUUUAGGUCAUUACAAUGGUUUUGAUUUGAGUUAUAAGGAUUACCAGGACAAUUGUAAGGAGUAUUUCAAACGAUUAUUGGCCACUUAUGAUAAACCAACUCAUAUCAAGAAUCAAGAUAUUGUGAUUAUUGUAAGUCAUGGUUACUUUAUUAAUAAUAUAUUAUCAUAUUUUGUCAACCAUCCAAUAUUUGAUGAAAUACCCGAAGCUAAAAUCAACUUUGCUAGAAAAAUCAGAGUUGAUGAUGAUGGUAAUGAAGUUGAUUUGGAAGGUGAUGAAGACGAAGAUCCUCAUUAUAAUUGGAGUCUAAUGAAGGAUUCUUUAGGAUUAUUCGGAUUCAAUGCUAUUGAUACUUCACUUAAUCUCGAAACUGAUAUCGUAUAUUAUAAAACCAAUUUUAUCAAACGAGACGAAUUGAAUCCUAAGAAAGCCAAUGAGACUAAGAAAGAAGAUAAACCAAGACCUUCUUUCAAAAUCCCUCAUACUUCUCAAUCUUAUCAAAUGGCUAAUUGUGAAUCUUUACAUUUAGAUUUAGAUUCCAAAGCUCCUCAAAUAUCCAGCACUAAAGAUAAUCAUAAGAAUCCUCAUAUUAUUGAUAAUCCUAUUUGUCCAGCAGCUAAAGAUUGGUCACCUCAAAAGCUUAAGACUUUCGCUAUUAAAAGUGAAUUCAAAUUGAAGAUGAUGGGUACUGGUAUCUUCAAAAAUGAGUACGAUAUUACCAAACCACCAAUCAGACCUGUAACCCCCGAAGUUUCUCCCUGUUCUGAACCUACCAGGAAUAAUUCUGUCAUUGAUUUGAGUAAAUUAUCUCAUAACAAAGAUCAUAGACCUUUGAAUUUGAAAUAUUCUACUACAGCUGAGAUUCCUUUACAUCAAUUGAAUCAAAAAGUUAACUCCCAAGUUAAUUUGGCACAAUUCCAAAGGUCUAACCCUUCAUCAAACAAUUCUUCCCUUACAGAUUUCCCCAAAUUCUUUACUCAUACCAACAAAAGGGCUAUUUCCAAUCCUAUCGUGGUAACUGGUCAAAAUCAAGGUCAAUCAAUGAAAGAAAGUUAUUUCCCUACUAAUUUAACUACUUCACCAAAAGUUUUGACUUCUACCUUGAGUAAUGAUUCCCUUUAUGAAGAUAUUGAUAUUUCAAACCUUGAUACUAAUGAUUUGGCUAUAAUAGAAGAAUUAAAUACUAAAAAGAGUCCUCAUAAAAAUGUUCCACCAACAUCAUUAUUAUCAAGGUCAAAAUCUGCCAAGUAUAAACAAGAGUUAGCUAUGAAUAGUGGGAAAAAUCUAUUGGCCAUGUAUCAAAAACAACAAUCAAUCAACAGUAGUUCCGAUAAUGAAGAAGAAAAAUAUUCCCUUUCAUUUGGUAACAAUAGAACAGAAAGAAAACAGCCUUCUCCUACAGUUCAUAGAACAAGGUCAAGAAAGAAUUCAAUCAAAUUUUAUCCUUCAGUAAUGAAUGUUGACCAACCCAUCAAUCGUGAAGGGAACUCAACUCCAGUUGGAUUUUAUGCCUCCAAAAAGCAAGAAAGUUCAAGUCCCUUGCAAGCAUCACCUAUUAAUAAUGAUAAUGAAAAACCCGAAAAACCAACUUUCCAAAGACCUCCAUUAGUUCCUACAAAAUCAAAAUCAAUGUUCUAUAAUUUGGAUUCAGAAAGUGAUUCUAAUGAACUGAUAAGUUCUGAUGAUGAAUCUCCUCCUGAUUAUAAGAAUGAAGGGAAUAAAUAUACUUGGUUUGGUCAAAAUAGAGAUUAA